Molecule: messenger RNA, 2260 nt
Organism: Pseudonaja textilis
Lineage: Eukaryota; Metazoa; Chordata; Lepidosauria; Squamata; Elapidae
Source: RefSeq, a predicted model, not a curated record
AUGGCCGGGCGGCGUCGGCAGGGCGUCCGGAGCAGCGAGGGGGAGGCCGACGAGGACCUGCCGGUCUACCUGGCCCGACCCGGCACGGCGGCCCAGACGCCUCGGCAGAAGUACGGCGGGAUGUUCGCGGCCGUGGAGGGCGCCUUCGAGAACAAGACCAUCGACUUCGAGGCCUACAGCGUGGGCCAGAAGGGGGGAGGCCGCACCCCGCGCAGCGGCAGCCGCUCCGAGCAGCUGGACCGAGCCGGCGGCGACGACGACGGCGGCGGUAGCGAGGUGUGCGGCUCCGGCUCCGGCUUCGGCUCGCCCGGUGGGGAGACCGACGGCCGGCGGCUCCUUUGCCUCGAGCUCCGGCCCCCGCUGGCCCACGAGCCCUGGCGGGGCCCCGAGGAAGGCAAGGGUGAUGGUUUAUUCAUUAAGAACGGGCGAAUCAUCAACGAUGACCACUCCUUCUACGCCGACAUGUAUGUGGAGGAUGGAGUUAUCAAACAAAUUGGGGAGAACCUGAUUGUUCCUGGAAGCCCGAAGACCAUCGACGCAACCGACUACAUGAUCCUUCCAGGCGGCAUCGACAGCAACACUUACCUCCAGAAAUCUGUUCAAGGCUUAGUGGUAGCUGAUGACUUUUACCAAGGAACAAAGGCUGCAUUGGCCGGAGGCACGACCACCGUCAUUGAUCACAUCCUUCCAGAGCCCGGCUCCAAUUUAUUAACGGCGUUUGGAAAGUGGAAAGAGUCAGCGGAGAGCAAAUCCUGUUGUGAUUAUUCUCUGCAUGUGGACAUCACCGACUGGUAUGAUGGGAUCCAGGAAGAUCUCGAAAAUCUGGUGCAAAGCAAAGGUAUCAAUUCUUUCCAAGUCUACAUGGGCUACAAAGAUCUCUACCAAAUGACUGAUUCCCAGGUAUGUGCCAUUUUUUCCCCUCUUACAAGUCCCGAGUCGUUAUCUGAGAUAGGUCACUACAGAGAUGUUAACAAUAAACAAUGAUAAUGAAUAAAUGUGAAAGGUGUUAAUACUUGGUCUUCUUUUGUUUUCACUGUUCAGCUGGAAGCAGAAGCCGUAUUCCGGGCUAUCACUAUAGCUAGUCGGAUCAACUGCCCUGUCUAUAUCACUAAAGUGAUGAGUAAGAGUGCGGCUGAUGUAAUAUCGUUGGCUAGGAAAAAAGGUGCUCUAGUACUGGGGGAACCGAUCACAGCCAGCCUGGGGACCGAUGGCACUCAUUACUGGAACAAGAAUUGGGCGAAGGCUGCAGCAUUUGUGACCUCACCACCCUUGAGUCUGGAUCCUACCACGCCUGAUCAUCUGACCUCACUUUUAGCCUGUGGAGACCUACAGGUCACUGGAAGCGGCCACUGUACUUACAGCACAGCCCAAAAAGCUCUUGGCAAGGAAAACUUCACUCUCAUCCCUGAAGGGGUUAAUGGAAUUGAAGAAAGAAUGACGGUGGUCUGGAAUAAAUGUGUUUCUACAGGUAAAAUGGAUGAAAACCAGUUUGUGGCCAUUACCAGCAGUAACGCUGCCAAAAUCUUCAAUCUGUAUCCGCGAAAAGGCAGGAUUGAAAUUGGUUCCGAUGCUGACCUUGUUAUAUGGGAUCCCGACAAGGAGAAGACAAUCACAGCAAAAAGCCAUAAAUCGGCUGUGGAAUAUAACAUUUUUGAAGGCAUGGAAUGCCGUGGGGCUCCCUACAUAGUUAUUAGCCGAGGGAAGAUUGUGUUUGAGGAUGGGAAUUUGUCGAUGAGGAAAGGAUCGGGGUCUUUCAUCCCGCGAAACGCCUUUCCAGAGUAUCUUUAUCAACGGAUCAAAACUAGGAAUAAGGUAACAGAAUUACAGGGUGUUUCUCGAGGAAUGUACGAUGGGCCGGUCUACGAAGUUUUAGCAACUCCUGCAAAAUAUGCAACUCCUGCCCCCUCAACUAAAACGUCGCCUGCCAAAAACCAGCCUCCACCAAUCAGAAACCUCCACCAGUCUAAUUUCAGUUUAUCAGGGGCUCAAGUAGAUGACCACAAUCCUCGCCGUACCGGACACCGUAUCGUGGCACCACCAGGCGGCCGUUCCAACAUCACUAGUCUUGGAUAAGCGUAGACGGAAGUCGGCAACGAAGAAUGAACGCUCUUAGUCCUCCUCUACAUCCUGUGUUCCUUAGCUCACGUUUCAUUCAUUGCGAUGCAAGAACAAAAUUGUUUGUCUUAAGGAAAUAAGUGUCAUAGUGUGAUGUGUUUGCUUGGAAUGAAUCACCUUGGUUGUGUUCGCCAUCUUGAAAGCA